AUGGGAUUACGCUACUCCUCCUACAUUGAGAGUCCCAUUUCCACAGAGGAUGGUUUCAACAGUAUGGGCAGUAGCGUUAACAUCUACCAACAGUCAUCGAGUAGCUACCCUUACCACUAUCACAUGCGCCAUAGGGAACACACGACUCCCAAGUUCAUUACGUAUGGUUGUCGCUGCUGUAGAACCCAUCUAUCGAGCUCAUCUCAGAUAAUGUCAAAGGAUUACAGGGGAAAAACUGGUGAUGCCUACUUGAUGAGUAAAUUGGUUAACGUCAUUGAUGGCAAUAUUGAAACACGUCCAAUGAUCACUGGUGAUUAUUUAGUCUGCGAUGUCUUAUGCCACUGGUGCAAGAGUUUAGUUGGUUGGAAAUAUUUAGAAAGUGAAAGGAAAGAUCAGAGGUAUAAGGAAGGGAAGUACAUCAUGGAAUUGCAGACUGUCUGCAGAUGCGGUUAA
Zygosaccharomyces rouxii is the source of this 453-nucleotide messenger RNA. RefSeq names its product Moh1p (gene MOH1). NCBI's taxonomy places the organism in Eukaryota, Fungi, Ascomycota, Saccharomycetes, Saccharomycetales, Saccharomycetaceae. Bases 1 to 453 code for a protein of 150 amino acids. The transcript has a single exon. The record is from RefSeq and is a predicted model, not a curated record. Gene Ontology annotation, cellular component: ubiquitin ligase complex.